This is a messenger RNA of Bubalus bubalis (water buffalo), 1074 nucleotides long. RefSeq lists its product as uncharacterized. Lineage: Eukaryota; Metazoa; Chordata; Mammalia; Artiodactyla; Bovidae. The transcript has 2 exons. The record is from RefSeq and is a predicted model, not a curated record. The coding region runs from base 1 to 1074 and encodes 357 amino acids.
AUGGACACACUAAAUAUUUUAAUCCAUAAGCAUAAAAGAUUAACAGCCAGAGGCAAACAAGGACUGAACUGUCAGUUGGACGUUUUACUGAAAUGGGCCACUCCUGGGGCAUUCAUCACUGCCUCUCUGGUGGGGCCAGCAGCUCGAGUCACCCCCCUCACCAGCCAAGGUGCUCCUCCUGUGUGUCCAGAAAGUCAUCACAACACAAAAGUUCAGAUCCCACAGCGUCAGGAAGUCAAGAAAGAAGACAUCACCAAAACAUCCACAUCAUUUAAAAUAUCAUUCACUGAGUCCAAGUCACUGACUGCUGGUCCAGGCAGUCCAGAAAAACAAUCAGUGCUAUCUAGUAUAGAUAAGUCAUCUGGGCCCUCAAGUCCACAAAAAGCCUCUGUACCUUCAAGUACAGAAAAGUUAGCCUGGCCCUUGAGUCAACAAAGCCCAUCCAAGCCAUCAGCUCCCAGAAAAGUGUUAGGAUCACUCCCCCAGGAAAAGUUGCAUAGAACACGCAGUCCAAAAAAGGCACAUAGGUGGGCUCAUUCCCAUAAGCUAGUCGGUCAGGUCAGUCCAUACUAUCCAAAGAAAGCCAUCAAGCCAACUUGGCCAUCAAGUCUACAAUCUCCGAUCAAGCCAACCAAAACGUCUCCACCAUAUCCAAAGAGUCAAAGUGUCCCUGAGCAAUCAAGUAUAGUGAAACUGACCAAACUCCAGAGACAUCUUAAACUAAAAAGACCAGCUAAUGAAGGUAGGGCAGAAAUAUUAUCUAGGUCUCAACCAGUGAAGUUUUGUCAAUGCUACAAGGAAAAAUGCAUUGUUCACAAUGCUGUUUCUGAGCCAUUCAUCACUCCUUCAGAAGAGAAUAUGAAGCAUGUUCCAGUCCAACUUUCUUCAUGCAAACUGAAGUGCUUUUACAAGUCAUCUUACAAGACAGAGCCCAAAGACAACGCACUGUAUGGCAACAUGAAUGAUAGCCAUUUCUCAACAUAUAGCAGUGAUAGUGAGAGUGACAGGGAGAUGAUUAUUAUACACAAUAUAAAAUGCAAGGAAGCCACCUAUAAAGCCUCCCAAAAUAAUUAA